AUGACGCGAUGGAGCUCUGCGCUGGUCCUGCUCGCGCUCUCGAGCCGCCGCCUCGUCUACGGAGCUGGGCUCUGGGACGACCACGCCCAAGUCGACAUUCCGCUGCGUUCGGAGCUGCAGAACGUUCGCAGCGCACUCCCACCGCCACGGCCGCUGCUCCCGCGCAACCGCGCGCCGACCAUCGAGCUCACGCUAGCCGCCAGUGACGACGCCGAGCGCUGUGGCCGCACGGUGCUUUCUGCGUUUCAAGAAGCUUCGAAUCCGGACCGCGUGCUCGUCCAUCUCGUCCAUA
Messenger RNA from Saprolegnia parasitica CBS 223.65, 292 nucleotides. RefSeq lists its product as hypothetical. The transcript has a single exon. The record is from RefSeq and is a predicted model, not a curated record. NCBI's taxonomy places the organism in Eukaryota, Oomycota, Saprolegniomycetes, Saprolegniales, Saprolegniaceae. The annotation marks the transcript as partial.